Messenger RNA from Diabrotica balteata, 1722 nucleotides. The record is from the annotation of a GenBank genome assembly. NCBI's taxonomy places the organism in Eukaryota, Metazoa, Arthropoda, Insecta, Coleoptera, Chrysomelidae.
AAGUAAUAUGUCGAGAAAUUCUCUUCUUGCUACCCUUUUUCCUAGCGAGUCAACAGAUGAAUUGGUUUAUAAUCCGCCAAUUCAAGAUUAUUUAACGAAACUAGGCACUUACAAAAUUAAAGAUUUAAAUACUGAACCCGAUAAAUUGAAGCAAGAAGCUUUGGUUUUACAAGAACAAAUUCAGGAGUUAGCAAUUACAAACUACAAAACGUUUAUAGAAACUGCACUGUGUUCCAAAGAUUUAUUUACAAAAUUUAGUGUUAUAGAAGACAAAGUAAACGAUCUUCUUGGAGGUGUUCCGAUAUUCGAGGAAAAAUGCGAAACAUUUGGGGAGGUAUCUAGCAAAAUAAAUGCCCUUCGAAGGAUAGAUUCCAUAACUUUAGCGAAAAGUGCUCAAAUAUUAGAAAUACUAGAAAUACCACAGUUGAUGAAUUCAUUUAUUAGGGAUGGCCUGUAUGAAGAUGCUUUAGAACUGUUCAAUUAUGUAAGGAAGUUAUCCUUUAAGCAUUCUGAUGUUGCAAUAUUCAAGAAUAUUAAUGAUGAUGUGAACAAAGCCUGGAUUCUUAUGCUGCAUCAGUUACUGUCACAACUUAGGCAAGAUAUUUCACUUCCAAAGUGUCUACAAAUUGUUGGACAUUUAAGAAGGAUGGACAUAUUUUCUGAGCCAGAGCUCAGAUUAAAAUUCCUACAAACAAGAACAUAUUGGUUGGAGCAACAGUUGAACUCACUGGGUAAAGAAGACCCCACAGUUCACUUGACGAAAACUAUAGAAGUGACCAGAAUCAAUUUAUUUAACAUUUUGACUCAGUACUCCGCAAUUUUUAACGACGACGAACGUAGCCCGUUAUCUGUAGCAUCUGAUAAAUCAAUAAAUCAGCCUCUUAUAUUCAAAGGUUGGGUUCAGUAUCAGAUCGGGAUAUUUGUAAAAACGUUAGAUAGUUGUUUGGAUAACGUAACGUCAUUUGAGAUGAUUUUGGAUCAGUGCAUGUAUUUUGGACAUUCUUUUAGUAAAGUGGGAUGUGACUUUAGGCAUCUUCUUAUCCCGAUAUUCACAAAACACAUCCAAAAACGAUUCGUUAGCAAUGUGGCGAAGGCAGAUAGAAGUUUUAUGAAGAAUAUCGAGAAAUUUACUCUAAUUGAUAAAAAUAAUCCAUCCAAGUCGUGGAAGCUCAACAAAGAAGAUACAGUUAGACCACCAGAAAGUUUACUGGAAUUCUACCCGUUGGCUGAAUAUCUUAAUAACAUUCUGACAGCUUUGAAUCAGCUACGACUAUGUCCCCCGAUAGCCCUUAUAGACGAAGUCGUAGAUACUCUCCAAGCAUCCAUGCUUCUCAUAGCUAAAUGUUUACAGAAACUGUACAGUCAAGAACAGCAAGCUUUCUCUGUAAACUCCAAAGACGCUUUUACUAGGUUAUGUAUGUGUUUUUCAGACGAUCUCGUUCCGUUUGUUCAAAAAUGUAUACAUAUUAUAUAUCCUCCGAGUCAUAUCGCUUCCAAACUUGGUAUUAGUUUAAAAAAUCUGCAAGAAAGCGGUACAACGUUCUUAGAUAAGCAAGAAAUAAUUUCCCCCAUUAGUCAUUUGUUACCAGUUAAGAUAGAACCGGUGGUGCCGGUUGUCGAAACUGAGGUACCAGCUGUAAUAGAACCCGAGGUGAUCGUCGUUUCAGAUGAAGUAGAAAGUAAGGUAGAUAUAAGUGAAGAAUAAAUAAAUAUUUAUAUGAU